Molecule: messenger RNA, 1122 nt
Organism: Besnoitia besnoiti
Lineage: Eukaryota; Apicomplexa; Conoidasida; Eucoccidiorida; Sarcocystidae
Product: Toxoplasma gondii family A protein
Exons: 1
Coding region: 1-1122 (373 amino acids)
Source: RefSeq, a predicted model, not a curated record
AUGGCGCCCGGAUUGCAGCGAGCAUUGUCCUCCACACUCCUUUUGGGUGCAAUCCUGCAAUGCGCCGCGACCGACGCGGGCGAACCGGCGGUUCAGCUGGAGGCCACAAUGACAAUUCCGAAGGACGGACUAGAGGCUCAUGAGCAGAAAGUCGUUUGGCUCGGACCGUUAAAAGCCCUGCGUGUGGUCGAUUCGAGCAAUGCCGCCGUGUUUAUGCCGCAGUCGAUUGACGAACCUUUGAUUGAGCCUUCGUCCGAGCAUAUGAAUGCCAUCGCAUACGCGUUUGAGAACGGUGCGUGCGAUUUCGGUAAAACCGUAAAGUACCAGGAGUUGUUUCCUGCGUACGAGAAGCCGCUGUGGGUUCGCACCACGCCUGCGAAGUCUGGAGCCAUCGAAGGGGAGUCGCCUGCACCGGUCGCCAACUACACGUUCACAAGCCCUCCUGCUGAGGUACUGAGCGGGGUUUCUAGUUUUUGUGUGAGGUUUAGGGUGAAAUCUGGUGACCAAGGAGAGACCGAGUCUGAUAAGGGAACGCCUCCCGCAGAAUCUGUGGAGGAAAACGCGCAAGGGGUUGACCAGGGUGGCGUCGGCGGCCUUGCUGGUGCGCCGGCUCGGAAAGAUGAACCAGAGAAGCAGCAGGAGGACGCCUUUAAAAACCCUGUGCUGAAUGGUCCCGAAUCUAAGAGGCCUAAGAAGGUGGACGCAGUCAAUCCCAAGCCUCAGCUCCUGCCAUCUCCUGCUCCUCCUCAGCAAGCAGGUGAGGAACCCGACCACACUGUUGAAGGCGGCGCCGUUGGUAACGGCCUGGUCGACGCACAGGCUUCAAGCGCCCUGGCAACUAAAGACAACGAACAAGCGCAAGCCGUUGCGGGAUCUCAUGAGACAGUCCAGAGCGGGCAAGAAACUCCCAAGCAAAACCCGCAAGAAGACGCAGACCAAUUGAGCAGCGGAAAGGACGGCGGGAAGCAAGCGCGCCUUCGAAGACUUUCAGCGCCCGCGGUGUCACAGGAUAAAUAUCUCACUAUCAUCGUGCACUCCGCUGCAUGGGGCACAGUAUCAAGAGUGGCCGCCACAUCAGCGGCUGUUAUGGCUGCUGCCGCGUCCCUGCUUCCGGUGUUCUAG